This is a messenger RNA of Salvelinus fontinalis (brook trout), 3031 nucleotides long. RefSeq names its product twinfilin-1-like. Gene Ontology annotation, molecular function: actin filament binding; actin monomer binding. The record is from RefSeq and is a predicted model, not a curated record. Gene Ontology annotation, biological process: barbed-end actin filament capping; positive regulation of neuron projection development; actin filament depolymerization. The transcript is spliced from 9 exons. NCBI's taxonomy places the organism in Eukaryota, Metazoa, Chordata, Actinopteri, Salmoniformes, Salmonidae. Bases 112 to 1158 code for a protein of 348 amino acids. Gene Ontology annotation, cellular component: myofibril; actin filament; cytoplasm.
ACAUCACAGCUAGAGGCAGGUCAAGUUACUGUAGUUCGGUUUCUUCUUCCUUGUUCUUUCCCUUCAGUCAUCUACCGGCCCGGGCGACGCAAAGCAAAGCAGACAGGCAUAAUGUCCCAUCAAACGGGCAUACAAGCUGCGGACGAAGUCAAAGACAUCUUUGCUAAGGCGAGGAACGGAGCCUAUCGCCUGCUGAAGGUCGUCAUUGAGAUGGAGACUCUGGUGCUGGGAGGCACCAAGCAUGUGUCUAAGAAGUGGGACCAGGAGUAUGAUGCCUAUGUGCUGCCUCUCCUACAGGAGGACAUGCCCUCCUACCUCCUGUACAGGCUGGACUCUACUAACAACCAGGGAUAUGAGUGGAUCUUCCUGGCCUGGUCACCUGACCGCUCACCUGUUAGACAGAAGAUGUUAUAUGCUGCUACAAGAGCUACACUGAAGAAGGAGUUUGGGGGUGGACACAUUAAAGAUGAAAUAUUUGGCACAGUGGAGGAUGAUGUGUCUCUGAGCGGGUACAGGAAGUACCUGAUAGCACAGGCUGCUCCACAACCACUGACCGCUGCUGAGGAGGAGCUGAGGCAGAUCAAACUGAGUGAGGUACAGACAGACAUCAGCGUGGACACUAAGCAGCAGACUCUGACGGGCGUGGCCUUCCCUAUGCAGCGAGACGCCAUCCAGGCUCUGGAACAGUUCAGAGAGAAGAAGAUCAACUAUGUACAGCUGGAGAUCGAUUUUAGGAAUGAGUGUAUCAAGCUGUCCAGCACCACUCCUACAGAACUGAAGGACCUGCCCAAGAGGAUCCCCAAGGAUGCAGCCCGAUACCACUUCUUCCUGUACAAGCAUUCCCACGAGGGAGACUACCUCGAGUCUACAGUGUUCAUCUACUCCAUGCCGGGGUAUAAAUGUAGCAUCAGAGAGAGGAUGCUCUACUCCAGCUGUAAGAACCCUCUCAUCGAUACUGUGGAGAGCAACCUGCACAUCCAGAUAGCCAAAAAGCUGGAGAUUGAUAAUGGUGAUGAGCUCACCGCAGAAUUCAUGUACGAAGAGGUCCACCCUAAGCAGCACGCACACAAGCAGGCCUUCCCCAAACCUAAAGGCCCCGCGGGGAAGAAAGGGGGGCGCCGGAUCACUAGACCACCAGGGGAUGGGGAAGAAGACUAAUAAAACACCCCUCCGUUUUAGUCCACAAUGGAACAUUCCGCUUAGUAUAUAAGAACCCUUUAUCUGCUUGAGUCCCAAAUGGCCCCCCUAUUCACUUUAUAGUGCACUACUGUUGAGCUAGGGCCUAUAGGGCUCUGGUAAAAAGGAGUGCACUAUAUAGGGGAUAGGGUUCCAUGUAGGAUAUAGACCAUUGACAUGAAUCCCUCCUAAUGCCCUUUAACCUCAUAGACAACCAGCCUGUAGACUAUAUGAACUAUGCACACACAGACCACCACACUAAUAUAAUAUAAGCCAUGACACUCAAACCUGUGAACUUACUUACAUUAGUAGCUUGUUAUUUAGACAGACAGUAGGUGCUGUGUUUUAAUAAUGAGAGAGACAGCGAACAUUUCCCUUUAGAGCUAUAGCUACAUUUUUUUAUUUUUUUAUUAUUUUUGACAAAGUUUUUAAGACAUAUGGUUCCCAAUCCUGGUUCUGGAGAGCUGGAUGUGUUUUUAAGAUAUAUGGUUCCCAAUCCUGGUUCUGGAGAGCUGGAGGUUCUGGAGAGCUGGAUGUGUUUUUAAGAUAUAUGGUUCCCAAUCCUGGUUCUGGAGAGCUGGAGGUUCGGGAGAGCUGGAUGUGUUUUUAAGAUACAUGGUUCCCAAUCCUGGUUCUGGAGAGCUGGAGGUUCUGGGGAGCUGGAGGUUCUGGAGGUGUGUGAGAGGAAAGACCUUGUGGUUGUUCUAGUGAGAAUGUGAUACUGAUCUGACCACGUGACCUUGUUAUUAGUGCUGAUCCAAUGCCCACCAUGUUUCAGCAGUUCUGUAAUGCGUUGUGUAAAGUCAAUCAAUAGAGAAUGUUGUUCCACAACCGCUAGCCCUUCAGGAUCAGCGUUGAGGACUGGGUCUUAUUCAUGUGACACUACAUGGAGAAACCAGAGAGGGACCACCUAGACUUGUCCAGUAAGAAUAGCUUGUUUUCGCUUUCCGUUGAUAAAUGUUUGAAAACGUUUUGCUAUGGUGUGCCUAAUGAAUAGCACCAUGCUGAUGUAGAAGCUUGAUUUGGGAGAGAAGAGAGGCCAUGUGUGAGUCUGUGGAUGUUGUUAAAAAGCCUAAUGCUUUUGUAUACAUUUUACUGUAUGCAUCUAAUUUGUACUACCAAUACCAUGUCCAUAACAACUAUAUGAUUACAAGUCAGUCCAAAUUCUAGUUUGUGAUUUCUCUUUCCAUGUUAUUUUACUGAAGAAUGAAAAAUCCUAUAGAAAGUAUUUUUCUAGGUCUGUGAUGUACUGUAUGUGUGUAUGACGUUCUGCAAUUGAGAGUUCAGUUGAGUGUCAACCGUUAUCUGUUUAUCAGUCUGUUUGAGAGAGAGAGAGAGAGUGCCUGGGUGCAUCCGGGAAUGUCACCCCAUUCCCAAAUAGUGCACUACUUUUGACCAGGGCCCAUCGGAAAAGGCACCCCAUUCCCUAUAUAGUACACUACUUUUGACCCAGGUGCCAUUUCAGACGCAGACCUGUUUGUCAAUCAGGGUUGCUCGUUUGUGCAUUUCACAUCAGUGAUAUUAAUCCCACAUAAUAUGCAAUGCUUUUCAACCACAAUGCUGCAGGUUUUUCCCCACGUGACAAUGUGUGUAUGCAUGUGAUGUUUAUUAGAACCACAAUGAAGGGAAGGGACUGUGAUUCCCAGGUAAAAGGUCAUGGAGGAUCUGUCUACUGAUUCCGUGAAAAGGCAAACCACUAUGACAUGUUCGUCCUGUACUAGAUUACUAUGACAUUACGUCAUUCUGAAGGAGUCCUAGUACGUUGAAACUAUCAUGUUAUGUCAUGUCUCAAAUGUUUUUUUUUCUAUGAAUUAAAUUGUGUAAGGAAAUGAAAUAAAUGAAAAUAUUUAAAUUA